Molecule: messenger RNA, 3244 nt
Organism: Scatophagus argus
Lineage: Eukaryota; Metazoa; Chordata; Actinopteri; Scatophagidae
Gene: wnt4
Product: wingless-type MMTV integration site family, member 4
Exons: 6
Coding region: 693-1751 (352 amino acids)
Biological process (GO): multicellular organism development; neuron differentiation; canonical Wnt signaling pathway
Cellular component (GO): extracellular region
Molecular function (GO): frizzled binding; cytokine activity
Source: RefSeq, a predicted model, not a curated record
ACUCCCAUUUCGCUGCCAUACCUCUAUAUCCUCGCACCGCCCCUCAACUAAAGUCAGCACACACUCUCUCCUCUGCCAGACUCACCGAGAGACGGUGGUGUGUGAGCAGGGCCCGUGCGUAUUUACGCUCAGAGUGUGUGCAUGUGUCAGGGGAGAGCUGGAGAGCCCGCGGCGCGCUGUCAGGAGAGCCCCAGCUUGUCUGAGUGCGGGACCCGGCAGCGGGUGAUAUAAGCCUCCAGAGAGGAGGAAGAACCGCCUGAGAGUUCGUUUAUUUGUUACUGUUGUUAUUAUUAUUAUUAUCAUCGUUUCUUUAAUUGGCGUUCCACGCGUUCGCUUGACUGGCGUUAACGUGCAGCCGAGAAAAGGAAAGUAAGCAAGCAAGAAGAAAGUAAGUAAGUAAGCAGAAGAGUCCGAUUCAGCCCGAGCGGCUACAGAGUUUUGAUCGUAUUUUUAGCAUCCCAACUGUCCCCCUCUCCCCGUCCCUUCUGAGUACGGAGUGGCAGAGGGAGGGACGGGAGAACCGGGCGGACGGACCGUGAAGCUGCGCACCUCCCCCGGUGGAUGAGCCGCUGGAUGCGGGACGAUGGAUUAACCGCCUUGGCCGGACGCUGCCGCCGCUUCUUUUUCACCGCCGCCCCCCUGUCCUCCUCGGGAUUAUUUUCAGCCCACACCGACCUUCCCUCCCUCUCGAGAUGACCGAGGAAUAUGUGUUGCGGUGCGUCCUGAUGCUCUGCUGUGCGCUCCUCUCGGCCAACGCGAGUAACUGGCUGUACCUGGCCAAGCUGUCAUCCGUGGGAAGCAUCAGGGAUGAGGAGACAUGUGAGAGGUUACGAGGCCUCAUCCAGAGACAGGUUCAGAUCUGCAAGCGCAGUGUGGAGGUGAUGGAUGCAGUGCGUCGCGGAGCCCAACUGGCUAUAGACGAAUGUCAGUUCCAGUUUCGCAACCGUCGCUGGAACUGCUCCACGCUGGAGACCGUGCCCGUGUUUGGCAAAGUGGUCACGCAGGGCACCCGUGAGGCAGCCUUUGUGUAUGCCAUCUCAGCAGCCAGUGUGGCGUUUGCGGUCACAAGGGCCUGCAGCAGCGGAGAGCUGGAAAAAUGUGGCUGUGACCACAAUGUACAUGGAGUCAGCCCAGAGGGGUUCCAGUGGUCAGGCUGCAGUGACAACAUUGCGUAUGGAGUAGCAUUUUCUCAGUCCUUUGUGGAUGUGAGGGAAAGAAGUAAAGGCCAGUCUUCCAGUCGGGCUCUCAUGAACCUGCACAAUAAUGAGGCUGGCAGGAAGGCCAUCCUGUCCCACAUGCGUGUGGAGUGCAAAUGUCACGGCGUUUCAGGCUCCUGUGAGGUAAAGACCUGCUGGAAAGCCAUGCCGCCAUUCCGCAAGGUGGGCAACGUCAUCAAGGAGAAAUUUGACGGCGCCACUGAGGUAGAGCAGCGCAAGGUUGGCUCCACCAAGGUUCUGGUGCCUCGAAACUCCCAGUUCAAACCUCACACAGAUGAAGAUCUGGUCUACCUGGACCCCAGUCCAGAUUUCUGCGACUAUGACCCGCGCACACCGGGUAUGCUGGGCACGGUGGGACGCCAGUGUAAUAGAACCUCAAAGGCCAUUGACGGCUGCGAGCUGAUGUGCUGUGGCCGUGGCUUCCAGACACAGGAGGUGGAGGUGGUGGACAGGUGCAGCUGUAAGUUCCACUGGUGCUGUUAUGUCAAAUGCAAACAGUGCCGCAAAAUGGUAGAGAUGCACACUUGCCGAUGAUGGGAAUGAGGAGCACAGACUGGGACACUGCUGAUGAACAAAACAAAAGCCCAGAACUCCUACACCAAGGCCAGAGGGAGCAAGGAGGACUUGUGAAGCUCAAUCUUCUCCUGCUUGAAAGCCACCCCACCCUCCUUCUACUGGUCAACGGAAACAGACUAAGCGGCUGAGAGGUCAAAUGUCAUCCUGUUAAUUUUAUGCCACCUGAAUGGAUAUCAAUAGAUAAUGCAUGGGAUUUUCUACAAAUCUACAGAGGCAGUUUGUUUCUUCUCAAGUAGAGAGCGUCUUUCACUUCCUGCCUCCCUCCCUCACUCUCAUAUUUGCUUUGUCAUUGAUGCUUCUUAUUUUUGUAAUGUUUAACUUAUUUGUUGAGACUGAGAAGACUGACAUGGGGGUGGACAAAGAAGGAGGGGACAGAUGAGUGGAGAUAAUAAGGGAAAAAACUGGACCCAUGGGUGGGCAGGUGGGUGGGUGGGGUUAAGAGGUUGGGUUGGGGUCAAGAGGAGGGUUGUUUGCCCUCUGUCCUUGCUGCUGCUGCUUUGUGGACUCACUUUGAGUUGUCGAUGUUGAAAAGGGAGAUGCUGAGUUUGUCAAAGGACAGACUUGAACAACAAAGAGGACUGCGUCACAGACGGACUUCCUGUGAUUUGCUUCCUGGCUGUGCCGCGCAGAGGUUCAGUUGCUGUUGAUUCAUGUAUUUUGCCCCCUGCAAUGCCCUGAUGCUGCUCCACUCACACACAUUCUCUCUCUCUUGCUGUCAGAAGGGAGGACGAUGAUGGACAGGUGAAAGCCACUGUCAGCUGCUUCCUGUCUUUUCUGUAGGUCCAUAGCACUAGCAGGUGAUGGGCAAGAAACACACAAAACACACACAUCCCUAGCAAACAUUGCUCCGAAAUGACUUCUUUAUAUUCACAGCUGCUACCUGCGACGGGAAACCAGACACAAAACAGUUUCCAGAUCAGAUUUAAAGUGAUUUGUUACCAUUUGAGAACAUCAUAUUCUGGAGACCUUGCAUGCUCAUUUGGGCUGAUGCUCAUCUUGGGCUCCUCUUGCACGUCACCAUCUGCCAAAUGUUGGUUUAAUGCAAACAUGAGCAAACACGCAGAGACGUGCAUGCACCAGCAAACACACACAAAGUAAACACACAUGUACACAAAGGGGUCUGCCAGUGGGUUGCCGAGCAUGUUCACCAUGCAUGAUGACUGAAGCACUUUCUCUCCAAGCGCACAUAGAGCCCUUGCCCCACAGCAACAAACAUCUGACCGCAUUUUCAAUUUUUUCCUGUUCCUCACACACACACAAAUACAUACAGUUUCCCAUGCCACUGUGAGGACUCUGUUGUUGACUUGUACCACCAUAAAGCCAAGCUUUCCUAUAAUAACAUGCUAUCAUUAUAAAGACAUACUGUAGAUCUGUAAAGACUUAUACACUGAAGAAGACUGUACUGCCUAUGAAUGUAUGUUAAUAUGGAAUAUAUGCUGUGUCAAAAAUGA